Dendrobium catenatum is the source of this 1050-nucleotide messenger RNA. Its product is annotated as protein ODORANT1. The transcript is spliced from 2 exons. Bases 27 to 761 code for a protein of 244 amino acids. The record is from RefSeq and is a predicted model, not a curated record. Lineage: Eukaryota; Viridiplantae; Streptophyta; Magnoliopsida; Asparagales; Orchidaceae.
UACUCCAUAGGGAAGCUUGAGGAGAUAUGGGGAGGCAGCCAUGCUGUGAUAAGCUUAAGGUGAAGAAGGGUCCGUGGACGGCGGAGGAGGACAAGAAGCUUGUCUCCUUUAUCCUUAGCAAUGGCCACUGUUGCUGGCGAGCGGUACCGAAGCUUGCCGGCCUCUUGCGGUGCGGUAAGAGCUGCCGUCUUCGGUGGACGAACUACCUUCGUCCCGACCUUAAGCGAGGUCUUCUCACCGAUGCUGAGGAAAAACUUGUCAUAGACCUUCAUGCUAGUUUAGGCAAUAGGUGGUCCAAAAUUGCUUCAAAACUUCCGGGAAGAACGGAUAAUGAAAUUAAGAACCACUGGAACACUCAUAUCAAGAAAAAGCUUUUAAAGAUGGGAAUUGAUCCAGUCACACACAAGCUCCUUAAUGAUAAAACCAGCUCUACAAUGGCGGCAUCACCAAAUUCGACAGUGACAGAUGAUGGAAAAUUCAGCAAAAAAGAUGAGCCCGUAGAUCAAGAAAAUGCCAUCAAUCAAACCUCAAAAGAAGAGAGUACCAACCCACAACAAAACAGAGAAGAUCAAGUGAUAGGUUUUUUAUGGGAUGAUGAAUUAUCCUUUACUGACAAAUUAUGGAGUUCUCCUGUAAGUAAUGAAGCUUGGGAGAGGAGCUCAGAGUGGCUACUUGAUUACCAAGACUUUGGUAUUGGAGAUCUGGAGCUGGAGAGGGUAGAAAGUGCUGGCUUUGCUGAUGAACAAAUUAAAUUGAACUAAGCUCAAAGGGUUGUGUGGAGGGAGCCCAAAGCCUUUGCUAAUGAAGCUUAGUUUGAAUUGUAAAGUGUGAGGAGAUAGAUGUUUUUGCCUAGUUUUUGGGGUUUCAUCGUCAUGUUUUGACCCCCUAGUUUUAUAUAGUCUUUGUCUUAUUAAAGUUCAUGUGAAUAAGUUGCAUGGAGCACCUAUCUUAAAAGAACAGGUAGGAGUCAUGCAACAAGCACUGUAAAAAGAUGCCAUGUUUUAUUCUCAAGUGAGAAACAUUAUGUAAGCAAUGUAAAUAAUAAGUACU